AUGACGUCCAAAAGGGCCGCCAAGGGCGAGUACAUCGAGACUGACACAGGCAACAAAGUCUCGCGGCGCUCGCAAAUAAUCGGCACAACCAACAUAAUCCUCGGUGGCAAAACCGUUAUCCAAGCCGAAGUCAUAAUCCGCGGCGACUUGCUGCGCGCGCACCAGAACAGUGCGGAGAAGCAAGGGUCUCCUGUUGCGGUUGCGAUUGGGAGGUAUUGCUUCUUUAGCAAGGGGUGUGAAUUGCGGCCGCCGGGGAAGGUUUAUAAGGGGUGGUUCUCGCACUACCCCCUAAAAAUCGCAGACCACGUCUUCAUCGGCCCGUCGUCCGUCAUCGAAGCAGCGCUCAUCGGCUCGCACGUCUCGAUUGGCGCCAACUGCACGAUUGGCAAGUUUGCCAUCAUUAAGGACUACGUCAAGGUUCUCGAUGGGACCGUGGUGCCGCCUAACAUGGUCGUGCCGAGUUUCUCCAUCGUGGCUGGGAGGCCGGGACGCGUUGUGGGCGAGAUUGCUGAGGGCGAGGUGGAGGGUAUGGAUCUGAGGGAGGUUUAUAGGGGGAUUGGAAAUGGUUGA
Messenger RNA from Lachnellula hyalina, 570 nucleotides. It is a transcript of the gene Dctn5, whose product is annotated as Dynactin subunit. The record is from RefSeq and is a predicted model, not a curated record. The coding region runs from base 1 to 570 and encodes 189 amino acids. Lineage: Eukaryota; Fungi; Ascomycota; Leotiomycetes; Helotiales; Lachnaceae. The transcript has 3 exons.